ACGACCAGGCGCAGCGGCGAUACCGCCUCCUGUAGGCGCAAUCUGACGAGAAAACAGCGGACAGUUUUUUUAUUCUGCGGGUUUACUGCGCUAAGGUCCGCUUUCUGUCUCCAGUGCUGCAUGUGAAGCCGGUAUCUGGGCUCCUCUAGCAUGCUCCCCGAGGAGCUGGAACACAUGUGAGACCAUCUGAAGCGGACCAAGCGACAUGCAUCCCCGGAGCGCUGAACCUGUUCCGUCGCGCACACAAAGCCUGUGAAGCAGGCCGUGUUUUCUCCUCCAGAGACUGCGCGCUGAUGAUGCUCAAACAUGUCGGGGAAUCAUUACAAAGGCAACGAAGUCAGCUGCUGCAUCAAAUACUUCAUUUUUGGAUUCAACAUCCUGUUUUGGCUGCUGGGCAUGGCCUUAGUUGGAAUUGGACUCUGGGCAUGGAGUGAGAAGGGGGUUCUGUCCAACAUCUCGUCCAUCACAGACCUGGGGGGUCUGGACCCAGUCUGGCUUUUCAUGGUGGUUGGGGGGGUCAUGUUCAUUCUGGGCUUCGCAGGAUGCAUUGGAGCCCUGCGGGAGAACACCUUCCUCCUCAAGUUUUUCUCUGUGUUCCUGGGAAUUAUCUUUUUCUUGGAGCUGACAACAGGAGUCCUUGCGUUUGUCUUUAAGGACUGGAUUAAAGACCAGCUGAACCUUUUUAUCAACAACAAUAUCCGGGCGUACCGAGAUGACAUCGAUCUCCAGAACCUCAUCGAUUUCACUCAGGAAUACUGGGAAUGCUGCGGGGCGUUCGGAGCAGACGACUGGAACCUCAACAUCUAUUUUAACUGUACUGACGGGAAUCCCAGUCGGGAAAAGUGUGGAGUUCCCUUUUCCUGUUGCACAAAGGACCCAGCGGAGGAUGUAAUAAACACUCAAUGUGGAUACGACAUACGAGCUAAACCGGACUCGGAGCAGAAGGACUCCAUCAAUGUGAAAGGCUGCGUGCCUCAGUUUGAGAAGUGGCUCCAGGACAACCUGACCUUGGUGGCUGGGAUCUUCAUUGGAGUUGCAUUGCUGCAGAUUUUUGGGAUUUGUUUGGCCCAAAACUUAGUAAGCGACAUCGAAGCCGUGCGGGCAAGCUGUUUCUUUACCUGAUGCUGAAGCAGCACUUGAAUAACAGCUCCAGGUCUUUGAACGCAUCUCCUCGAACACAUCAUCAGGGGAGCAUUCAGAUGACCUCACCAAUCACCUGCACCAUUUUGUUCACUGAACCAGCACCUUAUUUUAAGGCACUGAUAUAUGAAAUGCUCUGUAUAUAACACUGUGUGACUUCUGUAAAAAGAGAAUUGUUUGAGAAAGUGGUAAAACAUGCACUACAUGCAGGUCGUCACGAUACUCCAGUUUUGAUAGGUAUGCGUAGAGAAGUAGGAGUUUUGAUAUAUCUUUUUGAUAAUAGAUCGGUAUUUUUCACUAUGGAAAUAAUGCUCCAUUGCUAAACAGAUGAUUUUGGACUGUAAAAAUAGUUGUGCAACAACAAAAAUAGGAUCUGGUUAUUUUAAGUUGCCGCUGUCUUGGACUGAGUCUCUGGUGGCCAAGGUCUUGAAAGUUCUUUAACUGUCCCUUUUUCUCUAAAUAACACUUUUAAGAUUUUUGUGCUUCAGCAGAUUCAAGGGCUUCUUCAGCUUUCAUGAAUUCCCAUUUACCCAAACACAGUAUUUAUUUCUGCUCACUGAAUAAUCUGCUUUUUUAUUUUACAAACCUGCACAGAAUUCUUGUUUGCUAAAUUUCAUUUCUUGUUCAGUGACAGUAGUAUGGACAUUUCUACAUACUAAGGGUGUUUCCACUACCGCCCAAUACCUGGAAUGAGGCGGGUCUCACUCGCCCAAACGCCCCUAAUUUGAAUAUAAGCCGCCCCGAGCAUCGUUUGACUGGACUUUUUUUGGCCCUGUUGAAGAGCAGGGCCGUUUUUCUCCACUGAAAAAAGCCUGGUUGCUGAUUGGAUAGAACGCUAAGCGGGAUGUGGCAUAGUAUUCAACGCCACAACAACAUGCACCAUUUGUAAAAGUUGGCGAGGCAGUGUUGCCAACUUAGCGACUUUGUUGCUAUAUUUAGCGUCUUUUCAGACCCCCUUAGCGACUAUUUUUCAAAAAAGCGACUGCCGACAAAUCAAGCGAUUUUUUCUGGUGUUAUUGGAGACUUUUGGACACUUGUUCUUACUCUUCUUAGCGAGCUGCGGGGUCGGCGGCUCCUUAAGAAGAGUAAGAACGAGUGGAAGCGGCACAGUCCUCCUGCAGCAGUCUCUCCCAGCUGCAGAGCCAGAGGGGAUGUUGACCCCUUAGCGUCCAGUCUCCAUAUUGCUAAUAGGCUAACAGUUAGCUCUGUAGCAGUACAGUGUGUAUGUGCUGCUGCUGCAGGAGGUGUUCACUUAGCGAUCUCUGUUUGUUUACAACAAGCACCAGACACUCUGUGCAUAGUUAGCGAUGCCGGUUAAUUCACGAUCACGAUGUUUAUGAUCAGCAGAGACGCUGUGCAUAAUUAGCCAUGCUGCUUUGUUUAUGGUCAGCUGCUGACGUUGUGCGCAGUUAGCAACGGCGGCCACAGUUGCGUCUCCGUGUCUAAUCCGUCGCGUAUAUGUGAUCACGGAUCACAGUCGAAACUGUCGAUAAGUGAUUAUGCAAUGAUCGAAAAAAACAGUCACCUUCGGAGUCUUGUAAAUCCCUCUGGGGGCCUUUUUGUAAUGGAGACACGCAGAGUGAGCGGACAUUUGAGAGGGCGUGGCCUGAGACUUUCCCGGCGGCCACUCUUCCCCCUAAAGGAAACAUGCUACUGUUGUGGAGGCAGACGAGCUAAACUGUCUCCAGAUACUAACUCAUCCAGUGUUAAAGAGGAAAUGACCACAGAUUACUAAAUCAUUUAGCAUAAUAGGUUACUGCUCAACUAAUGGACAAAGGGAUUAGAUUAGAUUUCACAUUAAGUUCUGGGUAUGAAACCACAAUACUUAUUGGUAUAGACUGAAAUGAAGUACCAAAACCAGGCACUGCAUUCCAGCUACUGUAAACAUACAAUUAUAAAGUUCUUGUGUGUUAACUUGUGUUAAUUUGAAAUGCAAACUUCUACUUUUUUUGUAAAUUAACAUUUUUUCGAGAUAACAUCAAUACAAUGCAAUGCUGCCUGUAUGACCAAACAGUUAUUGGUUGCUCUAAUUAUUCUUUCCCUCAAUACUGACCAUGGAAUAAUCCCUAAAUAGCACAAAAAUCCACAGUAAAAUGCUAUCCAGAGGUUGAAGCCCAUGUCAAUAUGAGCUUGUAAUAGUUGGAAUUUCAUGCAGGAACUACUUUCUUUUUAACAUAAUUCCUCCAUGAAAAUGCUCACAAGGUCUGUGGAUUAAUUUGAGGAAUUGCAUCAGGAUUUCCAUAAAGAGAUUGCUUGUGGUCCUCAUAGUGUUGAGAAUUUUUUUUUUUUUCAAACUUUUUUAUUGGGUUUUGCAGAUGAGUAUAAUUGUAUUAAAACAUACAUAAAGAGUAAAGUGGUCAUUUUGUCUUAUAGAAAAAACUAACAGAAAACAAAAGUGAUCAUUGAAGUAUUGCUGGAUACCCGAACAACUAGAAUUUUUUUAUUUUUAAACUCAGCAGCAAAGUGCCAUAUGGUCCCAUAGAAUUUAAGAGAAGGGAGACAUCUCUGUGGCUGAUGAAUCCAAUUGCACUACAUCUAAGACAAAAUGUGUAUUUUCAGCUGUCCUAUUAAUAUACAAAUGGUGUGGGGUUAUUGUGUUGGGUUUAAAAAAUCUGAACUGAUCCUUAAAUAUACAUUUUUUUUCCACAAUGUGAGGAAGUCAGAAACUUUUGUUUUGGCAUUUGUGCCAAAUCUCAAGUAUGAGAAUCAGCACUAGUUCUGGAAGCCCAGUCCCAUCACACAACAUCCUUCAUGAAGAAAUCAUUGUAAUUCCCCUCAAUUUAAAACAUUUAGAAAUAAUUUUGAUUUUCAAACAUGAUCCGUGCACUGCAAAAAAAGAAAAGUUGGGUAAACUCAAAAUUUCAAGGCAACAAACUUCGAUAAAAUUUUAAGUUGGACAAUUAAAGUAAAUAUUUCAAGUUUUGUUUUUGAGUUUGCUCAACUCUGAAUUCCAAUUUUUGUCAACUCAACUGUAAGUUGUACUAACUUAUAAUUUUACAUUGUAAUAACUUUUAAUCCUUACUUCUGCUAACUUCUGCAAUGUGCUGAAGUGGCACGAUUGUAACGCUGCUAUGAAAUGUCAGCUAAUGUUGCGACCACAAUUUUGAGUUAGCUUUGAUACGCUAAUGGCUACUCUUGUAGCUGUAACAAGCAGUGCCGCUAGUAUCAGUUAGCCGCUAGCAUCAGUUAGCUGCUAGCUUUCGCUAAUGACUGAAUUUCACCGCUUUCCCGCAUUUCACAACAAAGAAAUAAGAGUUAGCAGAACUAUUGUCCCUUGUUGUGAACCCCAACUUAAAGAUAUAAGUAACAACAACUCACCAACUUGUUUUUGAGCAGACAACUGGCUUCCUUUGUUGUGCUAACUUACAUUAUUGCCCUAAAUGUCAAUAAUUUAUAUUUCCAAGUUUUACCAACUUAAAUCACUGUUUUAGGCCAAAAAAUACAAGUUGGCUUUUUUGCAGUGUGUAUGACUAUGAAACCUAUGUAGUUGUGACCCCACUCUCAUUUCAUAUUUUGGUUAUAAGCAUUGCCAAGGUUACGUUUUAGGCUACUUACCAAGUUUUACAUGGUUUGAUGGUUAGACCAUGAGCCAGGGGCCACGUUGUCAUCAUCAUAUGAGGAUAUGAGAGCUUUUACUUGACCUUUUCAUAUUUAGAGAUGGCCAUUAUGGAACCUUACUUGAAUGAAAACAAACCUGGCAUGUGUAUUCAGUGAUUGUCUUUCAUGUGUAUUUUGACGAGUAUACACAUUAUUGAAUGAAGAAAGUAUCCAUUGUAGAAAGAGAAUUUCAAAAUGGAAAGUGUUAGGAUGUUUAUUUCUCUCAGUGAUUAUUUAAAUCUGUUGAAAGCAUGCAUCACUUGUUUUGUUCUGCAAAGUGUUUACAGUAUGUUUUCAGUAAAGUUUGUUCAAAUUAAUAUUGUGGAAUUCAUACACUGACAAUAUUGAAGUGUUAAGCUUCUUAAAAAAAGUAUCAAUAGUGUUUUUGAUACUAAAUAUUAUUGUACAUUUGAUUUGGUUUUCAUACUUUGAUGUACUAGACAUCAAAACUGCUAAUGCCGAUUUGUAAAAAGCUCUAAUUAAUUGUUCUAGAGUCCUGCUGCUGAGACCGGCUUCUAACUCAAAACUACCUGUACCAAUUCUA
Centropristis striata (black sea bass) is the source of this 5281-nucleotide messenger RNA. It is a transcript of the gene tspan5a, whose product is annotated as tetraspanin 5a. The coding region runs from base 307 to 1122 and encodes 271 amino acids. The record is from RefSeq and is a predicted model, not a curated record. Gene Ontology annotation, cellular component: membrane. The transcript has 10 exons. Gene Ontology annotation, biological process: regulation of vascular endothelial growth factor signaling pathway; protein maturation; protein localization to plasma membrane. NCBI's taxonomy places the organism in Eukaryota, Metazoa, Chordata, Actinopteri, Perciformes, Serranidae.